GGUUGUUUGGAAACUGUAGUAAACCUGCAGAGCAGCAGUUGCACUUCUUCAGCGGUUAUUAUAUCAUUCACAUUGCUAGAUAACGCAGCGGCUUUGUAGCGCUAGUCCCGUAAACCUCUCAGAUUCGCCGUUGUCCGUCAGGUAACGUUAACAUGAACGUGGCUAAAAGUGGUUACCACGUUUUCUGUGCCAACUCCACGCCGGCGUGCACUGAACUCGCUAAGAAGAUUACCGAGCGUCUGGGAGUUGAGCUGGGGAAGUCUGUUGUUUACCAGGAGUCAAACAGAGAAACGAGGGUUGAGAUCAAAGAGUCUGUGAGAGGACAAACGAUCUUCAUCAUCCAAACCAUUCCCAGAGAUGUCAACACUGCUAUUAUGGAGCUGCUGAUCAUGGCCUAUGCACUGAAGACCUCUUGUGCCAAGAACAUCAUCGGCGUGAUCCCGUACUUCCCCUACAGCAAACAGUGUAAGAUGAGGAAGAGAGGAUCUAUAGUGUGCAAACUGCUCGCUUCCAUGUUAGCUAAAGCAGGUCUGACUCAUAUAAUCACCAUGGAUCUGCACCAGAAAGAGAUCCAGGGCUUCUUUACGUUCCCUGUGGACAACCUGCGGGCUUCUCCAUUCCUGCUGCAGUACAUUCAGGAGGAGAUUCCUGAUUAUAGAAAUGCUAUAAUUGUUGCCAAGUCCCCAUCUGCUGCAAAAAGGGCUCAGUCGUAUGCAGAGCGUCUGCGUCUUGGCCUGGCCGUCAUGCAUGGGGAAGCUCAGUGUUCAGAGUCAGACAUGGCAGAUGGGAGGCAUUCUCCUCCAUGUGUCCGCAACACCUUUGGUCACCCUGGAUUGGAGUUGCCAUGCAAACAACAAGCUCCGUUCCCAGGCAUAGAGCUCCCAAUAAUGAUGGCCAAGGAGAAACCACCCAUCACUGUUGUCGGAGAUGUUGGAGGCCGCAUCGCCAUCAUUGUCGAUGACAUCAUCGAUGAUGUGGAGGACUUUGUGGCAACAGCUGAGAUUCUGAAAGAGAGAGGAGCUUAUAAGAUCUACGUCAUGGCCACCCACGGCCUCUUGUCAGCAGACGCCCCGCGCCUCAUCGAAGAGUCCGCCAUAGAUGAAGUUGUGGUGACCAACACUGUCCCUCAUGAGGUGCAAAAGCUGCAGUGUCCUAAGAUCAAGACAGUGGAUGUCAGUAUGAUCCUGGCCGAGGCUAUCCGACGCAUUCACAAUGGGGAGUCCAUGGCCUACCUGUUCCGCAAUAUCACAGUAGACGACUAGCCAAUGAGCACAUUUACAUUAGAGACAAAGGUAGACCGGGGAUCACUGACGGAUGAAGAAAACGUGGACCAGCACGGCCCCUGCACGUCCCUGUACUCCCUCUGUGUGCAUUUGUCUCUGCGUCGAGCUGUCUGUCAAUGUUCGUUUGAAGCACAGCUAUACUUCUUUCUUUUAACAUCGUCUUCCACUUCUCUGUGUUCCUCAAUUGUGCAUCAACUAACCGUUUCCCAGUGCCUCACUCUGUGAGAGCGAGUGUGGUUGCUAUGGCAACCUUAUUCAGAGCUGUUCUAGCUAUAUUUUUAUUAGUGCAAAUAUGGUCCAACCUAACGGAGAACAUGCGUUUUUGCUACAGUGUAUUGAAUCUGCUGUUGCUUUGCAAUCUUAUUUUUGUAAAUAAACACAAGUGAUUUGCUUCA
Molecule: messenger RNA, 1678 nt
Organism: Cyprinus carpio (common carp)
Lineage: Eukaryota; Metazoa; Chordata; Actinopteri; Cypriniformes; Cyprinidae
Product: phosphoribosyl pyrophosphate synthase-associated protein 1-like
Biological process (GO): purine nucleotide biosynthetic process; 5-phosphoribose 1-diphosphate biosynthetic process
Cellular component (GO): cytoplasm; ribose phosphate diphosphokinase complex
Molecular function (GO): magnesium ion binding; ribose phosphate diphosphokinase activity
Source: RefSeq, a predicted model, not a curated record